Suillus plorans is the source of this 1116-nucleotide messenger RNA. RefSeq lists its product as uncharacterized. The transcript has 10 exons. Bases 1 to 1116 code for a protein of 371 amino acids. Lineage: Eukaryota; Fungi; Basidiomycota; Agaricomycetes; Boletales; Suillaceae. The record is from RefSeq and is a predicted model, not a curated record.
AUGGUUUCGACGACAAAUUUGUCUGAGCGCUUUGCUGACCUCAAGCGCGAAAUUGUGGCAGCGACUCCCGACUAUGAAAGGCGCUUGACUCAGUCUUGGAACGAUCUUCUCCAGGAACUCGAUGAGCGCACGUCAGAAAUCGUCGACGAGGGCUCCAAGUACAUCCCUCAAGUCCAUUUUCAGUAUCUAGACACGCUGGUCCUUGAGCAACUCGACGAUAUUCGACGUAAGGGCUCUAUUGUCAUUCAUGGUGUUGUUGAGGAGGGUGAAGCUGUCGGGUGGAAGAUUGCGUUGGAAGAUUUUAUGAAAGCUAACCCUCACGUCGAAGGUUUUCCAGAGCAAGACAAGCAACUCUUCUUCCUUUACUGGACCAGAGCACAAGUACAAGCACGCGCCCACCCUAACGUUCUCAAAACCGACAAGAAAAUGGAAGGCGUUGACCUUGACGUUCCGUUGGUAUAUGCAUAUUUGUUCCACAUCCGUCGCCCUGGUGUACAAUGGAAUGUUGGCCCCCCUCACGUCAACGGUGGUUCCAUAGAGCGCUGGGAGGAUAGCAACUUCCGCAGUGAAACCGGUCCUACCCAAGGAACCCUAAAAGUAUUCCCCGAUGUACCCUUGUCAAAUGCGUACACCAUCCUCCGCCCAUUCUUCCGACCGACUGUUCCUCUCGACUCCGAGGACAUACUGGAUCCGAAGAACUGGAUUAAUAUAUCCACUCCUGAUUUUCCUGACAUUCAGCCUCGCGACGGCAGCUGGGUCGACCAACAACCCACCCCAUACUUGCAUCCUCAUCUCAGGCUAGAAGAUACAAUGAUAUCUGUUCCAGAAUUCAAUCCUGGUGACAUGAUGUUCUGGCAAUGCGAUGUCGUUUAUUCCGUCGAGCAUGGGCACACCGGUUCACAUGACUCUGCUAUCAUGUACAUCCCAGCUGUUCCGCAGACCCCUCAAAAUAUGGCCUAUGUCAAGAAGCAGGCUGAGGCCUUCCUCGCCGGUACUAACCCACCUGAUUUCGCGAGCGACGGGACGGGCCUCCCGUACGUUGGACUUGGCGUUGAUGCAGAUAUCGUCCAGCCUAUCAGCCGAAUCGCGAUGGGUCUCCCUGUUCCUGUCACAUAA